AUGCAGUCUAGAGACGGUAAGUGCCAUGAGCGCUGGUCAUUCCUUACUCAACUCGGAAACCAACUCCGGCUCCGAUUGAGCUUGGAUCGCAUGCAGCACAAAAUGGUGGACACUAAUUCUGUUCUCUGCUUCUCACACAGCCUGCCUUUCAUCGCCUCCGAGUCAUGGAGUCCGCGCAAGCACCACCUCAGCCAUCACGCCUUUUCCGAUGUCUCACCUGCAUCAAUACCAAGCUUUGUCAUUUUGCGAGGAUCGCUGGUCAGAGUUUUUUCCAGCCAGUGGACUCGGGCAGAUCAACCGAGCGGUCAUGUUGGGUUCUUUUUCCCGAAAAUACGGAAUGAUUUUUGA
Aspergillus luchuensis is the source of this 348-nucleotide messenger RNA. RefSeq lists its product as uncharacterized. The record is from RefSeq and is a predicted model, not a curated record. The transcript has a single exon. NCBI's taxonomy places the organism in Eukaryota, Fungi, Ascomycota, Eurotiomycetes, Eurotiales, Aspergillaceae. Bases 1 to 348 code for a protein of 115 amino acids.